This is a messenger RNA of Oppia nitens, 3876 nucleotides long. RefSeq lists its product as uncharacterized. The transcript has a single exon. Gene Ontology annotation, molecular function: metal ion binding; RNA binding. The record is from RefSeq and is a predicted model, not a curated record. Bases 1 to 3876 code for a protein of 1291 amino acids. Gene Ontology annotation, biological process: negative regulation of DNA-templated transcription. Lineage: Eukaryota; Metazoa; Arthropoda; Arachnida; Sarcoptiformes; Oppiidae. Gene Ontology annotation, cellular component: nucleus.
AUGACAGACACUGUGACCACAGCCACCAGCGGUAGUACUGGUGGUGACAAUGAUAAUGAUAUGACCACCAAAUUGGACGACGAAGAUGCCGAAGAAGGCGAGAUCUUAGAGGACGGCGAGAUUGCCGAUGAGGACGACGACGAAGACGAGUUACCGCCGCCGCCGCAGACAACGGAUAAGAAACCAACAACAGGUGAUCACAAACACAGAUCAGACAAUGAAAAAGAAAAUAAUAAUACAAGAGAUAAAAGUGAUUACAAUAAUAGUAGAGACAGUUCACGAAGACGUGAUAAUAAUAAUAGUGGUAAAGAUAGGGACAGAGAUAGCAGAGGAGGAGGUGGUGGUGAUAAUAAACGAGACAGAGAUAGAGAUAAUAAGGAUAAUAAUAAUAAAGAUAAGGAUAGACAACGAGGAGGACAUGAUAGGAGUGAUCGGACAUCAGGAGGUGGUAGUGACAGAGCUUCCCGCGAGAGAAAGUCAUCGGAUUCGUCCGAUAGAGACAAAGAUAAGGACCGCAAGUCGUCUGCCGCUGACGAUGACCGCCGACGACAGCGGACCGAACGAGAAGACAGGACCGGCAGUGGCGGCAGCGGAAGAAAGAGAAGACGAUCGGGUAGUAAUGAUGACAAAGAUGAUAGACAGUCGUCGUCGUCGACGACGACGACGACAACAACGACAAGAGUUGGAGGAUUGCAGCCGUCGUCCGAUGAUAAACGCAAAAGAAGUCGUUUCAGUGGCGGCGGCGGUGGCGGUGAUCACGUCUGGACCAGUGAUUACAAUAAUGAGAUGAAUGUUAACAAUAAUACAAACUUUAACCGAAUUACCGCUAAUAGUAUUGCCGACGACUUUGUCGGCGGCGGCGGUGGUCGUCGACAACAGUUUGAAGAUAUUGACUUCAGGACACAACAGCCGCCACCAGUAGGUCAACAGCAAUCAUCACCGACACCACCGCCACUAGCCUUUGCUCCCAAUAAUACCGCUCCUCCGCCACUACAACAGUCAGCCGUCAAUAACGAUGACCAACAAGACAUGAUGGACUUUGACGAAGGAGAUUUCGACGACAUGAUGGACAUUAUGGGCGAAAAGGUUAUGGCCGGCGACAAGAGGCCAAUCGAUGCCAGCGAAAAGCGGGCGAUGAUGCGGGCAAUGAUGAUGAUGAUGAUGAAGCGUAACGUUGAUUCAGAUAAAUUUCGACGACUUUCCCGUUUACGGGACAAACGCCGUAGUGGUCAGACCCCGAUCGGCGGUGGCGAUCGUAUGCCCGGUCCAACCGGUACGCGUACUAUCGGCCCGGGCGGCAAUCAUCAUCAUCACCAUCAUCGGCAGCCUAUGGGCGGCCAUCACGAACAACAUCAACAUCAACCACCGCAACAGCCGCCACCACCACAUCAUCAUCAGCCAAGACAUCCAUUCAAACAGUUAUGCAAAUUCUAUUUGGACGGCAAAUGCCAUAAAGGCCUGGACUGUCCGUUCAGUCACGAGGGACAGCCAAACAAGAAGAAAGAGUUGUGCAAAUUUUAUUUGCAAGGCUUCUGCGGUAAAGGUGAAGAAGCCUGUCUUUAUAUGCACGGCCAGUUCCCCUGCAAGUUUUUCCAUACAAACGUCGAAUGCUAUUCGGGUGAUAAUUGCCGAUUCAGUCAUCAGCCGCUAACCGAUGAAACUCGGGAAAUACUACGCAACUAUUUGGAUUCGGGAACACUGCCCGAUGAUCCGAAACCCGAUCGAUAUAACAAUAAUAAUAAUCGUAAUAACAAUGACAGGAACACCACCACCACUGGCGCUGAUAAAGAGUCUCAAUCAAAUCAGUUGUCAAACAAUAGUCAAGCCAAUAGUGAUACUACCAAUAAUAAUCAGUCAACGACCGGCGGCGGUGCCAAUGAUGGACAGCCUCCUCCAUCCACACAAGCACCACCACAACAACCAACUACUUAUGCACCAUUGAGGCCAGUGGUCAAACGUCACGCCUUAUUAGGCGAGCCGACUCAAGAUAUGCGAUCGUCACAUUUUACUUGGACAUGGCAACAGGAAAUGAAGGAACUGGAGGACGCCUAUGUCGGUAACAAACGUAACCUGUUUUGUAUUGAAAAACCGUUUGCAAUGCCCGAAAAGCCGCCGACACCCCGACUAGAGGACGACGAAGACGAAGUCGAAGAACAUAUCCGUAACUUUUACAGAGAACACGGAACCGAUUACGACAACAAUAACAACAACAACAACGAAGACACAGAUCUACGGGCUCAGCCUAAAGACAACGUCGUCCAGACACCGGUAGCAGUUGUCCAGCAAACUGAUGAACAAAAACUGAUUGACGCCUCAGCUCACGAUGAAGAUCUGCGAACAUUUAUGAGACCACUGAUGCCGCCGCCGCUACUGCCGCCCAACCUUCUGUCCAACGACAUGAAUCCGAUUGUCAAGGAAGAGCAGCCAUCAGUACAAGACAUUGACAGUAGGCCACCGCAGCUGUUGUCGGCCGAAGAGGCUAUGAAACAGGCAAUGGCCACACUGGUGGCCAACAAUGAAUUGCCACAGAAUAUACCGCAAGUUGCGCGCGAUUUGUAUAUAAAAAUGAAGAAUAAGAUCCAAAACGAAUCCGAUCCGUCAAAAGCAGCGACAAUCGGCUCGGAUUCCGAUGAAGACGAAGACAAGACACUGUUGGCGGCGGCGCUCAAGAAUAUACAAUCAUCGGCGGCCGCGGAUCCGGCGUCCAGAGAUUCGUUGUCCAAUUCAUCGAACAUCGAUAUAUCCAAAAUGAUAUCAUCGAUACGCAACUCGUCGACCGUAUCCAUCGGAUCGGCCAGCAGUCAUCAUCAUCAUCAUCCUCUUCAUCAGUCGUCGCCAAAACAAUCAGAAUUUUGGCAAAACUUUAUGAGCGGCAUCAAUAUGGCCAACAUUGGCGGCGGUGGUUCGCCGUCGUCAGCCGCAGCCGCCGCCGGUAACAAUACUCCGCCGCGUCCUACUCAAGAAUAUCGCGAUCCCCGUCUCAAGAGAUUAGUGUCGCCACAACAGCAACAGUCCAACAACAACAACAACAGCAACGCCAACACAGUUGGCAACAGCAUCGGUGGUAGCGGCGAUUCUGGACAACAGCUACAGCAACARCAGCCGGCGGUCAAGAUAUGCGACCCGAACGCCAAAAUCGACUACAAACUGAUAUGUAUGAAAGCACCGGACAUCGACUACUCGACCUAUGUAUCACUAUAUCGGGUCGAUUCCAGACUCAAAAACGAUCCCCGAUUACAGAAAUACUUUUCCAAUCUGGAGAGUACGGGUCUGGAAAAUCUGUCCCGUAUUGUACCGCCACCGUUGAAAACACCGCCGGUCACACCCAUCAGUUUUCUAUUGAUGUCGAAAAAGCGAUCGGAAAAAGAAAAAUCGUUGUCGUCGUCGUCUUUGACCAAUAACUCGUCCUCCUCUGCCACAGCCACCGCCGCCAACAACAAGUUCUCCUCCUUUGCCAGCGAUCAUCACUCAGCAAAAGAGAUGCCCGACUCUCCGCCGCCAUCUCUGCCGCCUCUACCGCCGCUAACAAUGUCGCCCCAAAARUCUUUGUCGUCAUCUAUGCUGAUGAUGAGCGGCGGCGGCGGCAGCGGUAUCAUCGGUCUUAUGCCUCCAUCGCCGCCGCCAAUAAUGUCACCGUUGGAACUGAUAUCGUCGCGWCCGACGUAUACGGUUAGCGGUGGCGGUGGCGACAGUAAUAAGUCUUCGAGCGCUUCCGACAGCGAAUCGACAACAACAACAACAACGACAAUAAUGCCAACACUGACCCCCACGACGUUGACGUCCAUCAGUGGCGCACCCACUCUACGGAAACCCGAUGUCAACGACAGGUUCGAUGCAAUCUAUGCUCUCAACGCCGACCCAUCAUUUGGUGUAUAA